AGGCUGCGCGCCCUCCGCGCUGUCGGCUGCGGGUGCGAGUCCCAGCCGUGCUCCGCACCUAGUCUCCGGCGCCACCACACGCCCUUGGCCUUCGCCCUGGCCUGCCGCCCUCCCCGGGGCCGGGCGCCCCUCUCGAGGCGAGACUCGCCGGCAGCUGGGAAGGGGCCCCCACAAACUUGAUCGUAAGCUCAGCGCCGACCUCCGGCAGGGCGCGCGGGGCAGGCGGAGGAGAGGUCGCUGCCCGCACUUCCUGCCACCGCCGCGCCAACUGAGUCGGCAGGAAAAGUUUUCUCGACGAGGGCAGGCGUGUCCUCCUCACCCAGGGGAGGCGCGGGUUCGGCAGUUCCCGGGCCGGGGCCGCGCAGCUAGGUCAGAGAAGCGGAGGAGAAAGGAACAGGGUCGUGAAGAGCCUAGCCCUACAACUUCUAGCCGGGACGGUCGGGCCCGCCCCCGCGGCACCGCCCCCGCCUCCCCCAACUGAGCCCCUUCCUGCCGCCGCCGCCGCCACUGGGCCGGUGUGUACCCUGGACUCCGGGGCGCACGAAUUGAUGAGUUUCCUCAGAGCUAGCAUCCGCUUGCCGGCCUCUCCCGCCCCCAGCCGUCUCUACCUUCCCCCUCCCGAACCCAGGCUGCGCGGGGAGGUGCAGGGGGCGGGCGGUGGCAACGCGGGGAGAAGGAAAAGGAGAGCAGGGAGAAAAGGACCGUCCCCGGAGAGAAGCCCGCUCCAGCUGCAGCCGCGAUCCCCCUCCCUCUUUCCCGCCCCACAAACGCGGAGAUGGCGGCGGCAGCGGCGAAAGGAAGCGCCGGUUCUCCAGCGCCACUUGGCGCUCCAGCACCGCCUGCUACGAGCAGGAGGAGACAGCGGCGGCGCGGCGGCCGCCGGGUCAAUAAGCGCCGACAGCCCCUGAGCCGAGCGGGCGGCUGGCCCCGCCCCCUCCCGACGCUCCGAGUUGAGGGGGCGGGCCCCCCGGCGCCCAAUCGCAGAGCGUCACCGGCCGGACCCGCCCCGCGCCUGCCUCCCAGUGUCCCGGCGGUAGGAAGACCUCACAAGGCUCUUGUGACCUGGCAGGCAGCUUUCUGGGAGUUGAGGCCUUCGGAGGCGUUCAGGCGCCAGCACCCCACGUCCAACAGGGGUUGAACUUACACCCCACUUCCCUUUGUUGCCCAGGUUUCCUAUCCUAGGACACUCGGGCCUGGCGUGCCUGGAAGAGUACUUAGUGAAGGGCUGGAGGAAAUGCAAGAGAAGAGGGCUUGCACAUUCUCUUCGGGCUAUUUCCUCCUUUGGUCACAGCCUGUUGAAACCUGGGGGAAAGGAGACUGACAAAGGGCCGUCCAGGCACAUGUAGAAACAUCUGACUGCGAAUUCCAUGAGUGUAAUCUGAGAAGUGAUGCUUAUGCCAGUUAUUGAUUGCCUCUCAGCUCCAAAUUCACCCUUUUUGACUGCACUGUAAAAAUGGAUCUGAGCCUUUUAAACAGUUUUUCGUUUGCCUUCUGGGACUGAAGCUUUGUCAGUAGAGGGCGCUGAAGAGACAUUACAGAAAAAAAGGAUUUUGCUUCCUGGUUUCUGUGUAUUGAUAGGCUUUUGCAGCAUACCUGGCUUUCUCCAGUGCCAAGAUCCUAUAGUGCUCAGUAACUAGCAAUUUCCUCUCCCGUGCCCAACUCCAGGAGCUUUGUAGAGGAGGUGAGACACUACCCCAUGCAUAACUUCCCUGGUACCCUAGAGGUAUUUGCAGCAAGUUGCAGAGGGCACAUGUUCCACAAGCUUUGCAGGCGUAGCCCAAUGGUGACUUCUCUGCUAUUCAGUGAGCCAGGUCAUGCCCUCUCCAAAAAGGUCUAGAUCUUAGCCCUGGGAGGAAUUGGGGAGAUUCUUCAUUGGGCACUCUGUCUCUCAGUCCAAGAGUUAGUUAUAAGGUUAGCUCCUUAUACCUGCUGUUGCUAUAUUCUUUAAAGUUCUCUUUUCACUAGUGAAUCCUUCAUUACUCUAAUUCUCUAUUAUAGUUAAUAAUUCUUUUUAUUAAGCCUUCCCUGUCCCAGGAGUAGUCCCAAGAAAUAGACCUGAAAAGAUGGGAUUAAAGGUCAGUUUGAUUGAGGUUUUGAGCUUGAGCUCCUUGCCAAAGGGAAAUGUAAUUCAUGACAUGCUGGGCAUCUCAAUUAAGCAAUUACCUGUGGUUGAUCCUGAUGAAGUGCCAACUGAAGCCUGUGCCUUGGGGGCCCAAGUGGCUGCUACACUUGACUGCUAUGGUUGUAAAGGUGACUAGAAAGACUGGUGUGGGAUGGAUUCUUUUGAGUGGUUAGUUAUAAAGAGAAAUGAAAGCACAGGUUUUUUAACUCUCAGAGUUAUGGCAUGAGAACCAGAGAUAUUCUGUAGAAUUCUAAAAGCUCUGGUUUAUUGUAGCGACAAGAAUGAUGCUGAGAAACAAAAUUUUAAUUUUCAUGUUACUAAAUUAUAACUGCUAUUAAAUUCAUACACAUUCUCAGUUUUUCACGUAAAA
This is a messenger RNA of Macaca mulatta (Rhesus monkey), 2492 nucleotides long. RefSeq lists its product as uncharacterized. The record is from RefSeq and is a predicted model, not a curated record. NCBI's taxonomy places the organism in Eukaryota, Metazoa, Chordata, Mammalia, Primates, Cercopithecidae.